AUUUGGCUUUUAACUACUCUAGUGUGUGUAAUAACAAUUGUUGGUUAAUACAGUAAAGCUGGACUUUAUUUCUUUCGAUGAGUUAUACUACUAUGUUCUCAUUGAAACUUGUCUGGGUACUGUGUAUGCCCCACUGAAUCACUUGCAUCCCAGUAUCUUGUGGAAUCUGCUUGCUAUUUUUAUUUUCAUACAACGUGAUCAGAUUCUUAUCAUUGAAUUUAAUUGGCACAAUGUUUGUUAUACAUUUCUUAUGGAUCAGAUUGUGCUUCCUUAUAUUGUUUUCAUUUUAUUGAAAGAUAAUUGUGUCCACUGUAGUCUUCUAUGAAUAAAGUAAUGUUAUUUUUUAGUGGGGGUACUGUGUUCCAAUCUUAGUAAACUGGUCCCCCAAUUGGGCAUGGGGUUCACAUUUUGUGUGAGAAUUGUUUUAGCCAAUAGUAAGCACUAAGUGCCUUUUUUUUUUUUGUAGAUUUCAUGUACAGUGAGUUUAGAUUCUCUUACUUUUUGUGUGUUUUGAAAAGGUGCUGCAUCAGUGCUGUUUUACUUUUUUCCCUGGUUUCAGAAGGAAGUUCUUGAGAUAAUCUUGAGCUAUGUUGGAAUUAAAUUUAGAAAAGGUUCACGUGAAUUUAGAGAAUAUGGUGAUUAGUGAAAGAACCAUCAAAAUGUUUGUUUUUAGCAUGAAGUCCAAGCAUUUAUGAAAUAUUACAUGGAUGUUCAUGCCCAGUAGCAAAGUGGGGUGCAACCUAGAAGUAAUAUGUUCAAUUAGUAGAAAUAGUCUCACUGUCUCCACAUAUUAAGUGGCGGCAAGUCUGCGUACAUCUUGUUUAUCUCUGCUCCGCCCACUGUAAGAGCUUAGUGGAUGUUGUUUGCCUUUCAGCUAAGUAAAUGGUUUGAAUCUUAAUAGGUUCAAUUUCUAUUGGAGAUUUGGAGUUCAAUGGAUGCAAGGAUGCUCAUAUUAAAUUCUACUUUAUAGGUGCAUCUCAGGAACUAGUUUUUUUUAUUUUUUUUUUAUUUUGUUAAACUAUAAAGAUAAACUAAGUACUAUACUGACCAAUAACCCUUUAUAAUUGGUCCCCAAGAAGUACCUACCUAUGUAUUGAUUUAGUUGUAACUUUUCCAUAUUCCUACCAGUAAUUAUUGACUAGUUUUACUGUGCAGUCUCGUCUCAAAUGACAUGUCCGCAUGGUUGCUAACAUUGUUUUUUCAAAUGUGCGUAUCUCGAAAAUUAUAGUGGGGUUGAAUGUUGCCGUGCGAGAAUAAUUUUCAAUUAUUUUGAAAAGCGGUGUGGUUUGGUGUUAACUGUUAUGGGAAGUUUUAUCUACUUGCUAUUCAUUUACAGUGAACAUUCCUUUCAGCUGUGAGUUAAUGAUGUAGGGAAUAUAAACAUUAAGCGUGUGUCGUGUGGCAUUUCAUUCUUAUUCUUUUUUUCCUUGGAAAUUGUCAUGUGGUGUUUGUGUUAUAUUGAUAUAUUGGGGCACCUAAUUAGACCUUGACUAUAAUUAUACCUCUUAAGUUGUUAAGUUUACUGGCAUGAAACAGCUGAAUCUCGUGAAAAUUUCAGCGUAAAAGCCAUUUCUAUGGUCCAUAAUCAUCUUCCUUGCCUUUUUUUUUUAUCUGCGCAUGCUUGCAUAUAUAUACCAAUACAUUUGUACGAGACUUCUUGGAGCCUCCCAGGUUCAAGCUCACAAGUUAUUGCAUUGUUUUAGACAUUGUUGAAUUGAAUAUUAUUAGGAAAAAUCUGGUAGUGGAACGUAUUGUUAUCAAAUAUUAUUAAAUUUGAGUGGAAAUUUGUUAUGUAGACAUUGUUGAAUUGGGUAAUAAUAGGCAUACUCCAACUACAAUAAAUGGAAAUAAGAAAUAUGAAAGAUUGGUGUUCUAAUCUACGAAUAUAGAUCUGUUCAUUCUUCUAUCAUUGGUUUGAUUCCCCUUGUCUAGGAUAUGGUUGUCUACUGUCUAGUCUCCAUUCUGCCAGGUUCAAGCAUUUGGAGGUUUGAGCAUAAAAUCAAAUUUUUUACUGUUUGAGUCUCUCCCCACAAGCAGAUUCUUCUUAUCCUUUCCUUCUCUCUCUCUCUCUCUCUCACUCUCUCUCUCCCCUUUCUAGUGUGGUGGGUCCACCAUUUCUCUAUCAGAGAGCCAAUUGAAAUAGUUGCAAAGAACAGAGACAUUCUCCAUUAAUGACCUCGAUCUAAGCGUUAAAGUAUAUUGCUUUUCUUCACUUUGGUUCACUUCCACACCAUCAUCAUCAUCGUCGUCGUCGUUGCAAGAUGGAUCCUGUAAAGCCAUCGGCUGUCACUCCUAGAAAGAAUAAAUUGGCGCGCACUUUCUCAAAAGUUCUUCACCUUCGGACUGCAACUGGGGUGUGUCCAGUGGAGGGGGUUCAGAAAGUUACGCUCCACGAGAAGUUCAAGGAAGAAAAGAAUGAACUUAAGAACACAGAUGGUCAGCCUCAGUCAUUUGAUGAAAAUGAUGAGAAGUUUCGGAAGAGAGUGGCCUUUGAAGCUCUCAUUGGCAGAUUGUUUGCCAGCAUUGCCUCUGUUAAAGCAUCGUAUGCUCAGCUACAGUAUGCACAGUGUCCUUAUGAUUCUGAAGGGAUUCAAGCUGCUGACAAAUUGGUAGUUUCUGAGUUGAAGAACCUGUCUGAACUGAAGCAAUUUUACGGGAAAAAAAUGUUUGAUCCUUCACCUGAGAAGACAAUUCUUUUGGCUGAAAUUCAGGAGCAAAAGAGUCUGGCAAAAACCUAUAAGAUUAUGGGGAAAAGAUUGGAAUCUCAAUCGAAACUUAAGGACUCUGAAAUCACUUAUCUCCGAGAGAAACUGGAGGAGUCUAACAAACAGAACAGGUUGCUUGAGAAGAGACUGAAUCAAAGUGGACUGCUGUCUAAGCUUGACAAUCUUCAUCAAUCACGGUUAAGUCCUAGCCACUUUGUUACUGUUCUUCGGCAUGCAACCAAGUCCAUUCGUAGUUUUGUCAGAUUGAUGAUUGAUGAGAUGAAAGCAGCUGAUUGGGAUCUUGAUGCGGCAGCCACGUCCAUACAACCAGGUGUUGUUUACUGGAGACCAGACCACAAAUGUUUUGCAUUUGAAUCAUUCCUUUGCAGCAAAAUGUUUGAUGGUUUUCAUCUACCAGACUUUGGUCUUCAGAAGGAGCCUUCGGCGGAGAAAAAGAACCAGCAGAUGCUUUUCUUCCGGAGAUUCUUGGAAUUGAAAUCCGUAAAAGCGAAGGAAUAUCUCUUCCAAAAGCCUAGCUCAGUAUUUGCGGAAUUUUGUCGUGUCAGGUACAUGCAACUCAUUCACCCCCAAAUGGAGUCAUCAUUUUUUGGCAAUUUGAGUCAAAGAAGCCUGGUGAAGUCUCGUCAGUUCUCGGACUCCACAUUCUUCGUCUCAUUCGCUGAAAUGGCUAAGUGGGUUUAUCUCCUGCAUUGCUUAUCUUUCUCUUUUGAGCCUGAAGGAUCAAUCUUUCAAGUGGGAAAAGGGUGUCGAUUCUCCGAAGUGUGCAUGGAAGUUGUUGCUGAUGAGGUCUUCCUUUCAUCGGAUAGUACUGCAAAACAAUCUGACCCAGGAGUUGCCUUCACAGUCGUUCCUGGAUUCAAGAUUGGUACAAUAAUCAUACAGUCACAGGUCUACCUAGCUCACAUUCAGUGAACCGUUGAUUGCCAAUCAAAUUGGAGAGAAUUGCUUCACCCGUCUGGACCCCUCAACAUCAGCUAAAAUGAAAGGUCAUGUCCUGAUUUUUUGAUGCAUGGUCGGUCACCUGAGCAUUUGCCUUUCUUUUUUUGUUUUUCUUUUUUUGUUAAUUUAUUCUGUGGCCAUUUUGAAAAAGAAAGCGCGUUGUGUUGGAAGCAACUUUUCAAUAACCAUCUUUUUGUUGGUUUUAAAAUAUUAGAUACUUCCACCUGAAUUUUGUUAAUAUUAGGCAAAUGACAGAGGGAUUGUUUAGCUGUUAUGCACCAUUAUAGUACCGUAUUUAUAUGUUUCCAUAUGUACAUAAUAAUAAUAAGAUAUAUAUGAUGCUUAUUGUCUUUAUACGCCUUGGA
Tripterygium wilfordii is the source of this 4030-nucleotide messenger RNA. RefSeq names its product protein GRAVITROPIC IN THE LIGHT 1-like. The transcript is spliced from 2 exons. The coding region runs from base 2262 to 3638 and encodes 458 amino acids. The record is from RefSeq and is a predicted model, not a curated record. NCBI's taxonomy places the organism in Eukaryota, Viridiplantae, Streptophyta, Magnoliopsida, Celastrales, Celastraceae. Gene Ontology annotation, biological process: negative gravitropism; response to red or far red light.